AGGUAGACGCGGAUGUAAACGGUAAACAAAUGGCCUGAUAAGCUAACAACGAGGAGAACUCUUUCCAAAAUGAAGAUAAUGUUAGACUUAUAGUGAAUGUCAUUUACUAUAAUAGCAUUGAGAUAUCCUGCGAAGCGUUACUGAAGCAAAACUGCUGUCAUGAAGUUUUAAAUGAGUUGUACCGGUCGCCGUUUUGCCACGUUGCUACACCUGGUAACUUCAUUUUAACGUAACUUGUGUUUAUCGAUGGAGCAGAAGCUGGCAGAGUUCAGAGCCAGGCGACGUGCUGAGAAUAUGGCUAAAAAGGAUAAAUGUGCCGGUCCACCGUGUAGAACAGAGACAGUAGACGACGGGGUUAAAGCUCCUCGGACUGAUAGAACAACAACAAUAACAGCAACGACACCUGACAGUCAACAGACACAACAGGAGAGAGAAAACAGCAGAGGUUCAUCUCAGAGUUCUCCAAGGAAGGACCAUAGUGACUGGCUCCUGGACAGCUCUGUGGGAAGAUGGCUUGCUUCAAGACAACUUGCCAUCACAAACCUCACUCUGCUCAAAGUGCUGCUGUGGCUGGUGCUGCUCGGUCUGUUUGUUGAGCUGGAGUUUGGCCUGCCUUUCUUCGUCAUCUCCCUCUUCUACUGGCUCUAUGAAGGACUCCGUAGCCCAGCUGCCCGCGAGCCCGGAGAGCUGAGCGCUUACUCCGUCUUCAACCCAGACUGUCAGCCUCUGCUGGGCACUCUCACUGCAGAGCAGCUGGAGGGAGAGAUGGGUUACAGACCCCUGGCUAAUAGAUGAAGUGCCUGUGAUCUGCAGAUUUAUAUCAAAUACAGACAUUUGUGUCCUUUCACUCUGCAGGUGCUUAAAACAACAAUCCAAUUUACUAUUUGUACUGGGCUCCCUUGUGGAUUCUGUUUCUGUUUCUACUUUGAAGCAGUUUAAAGGGUCAAAGAUACUGACCAUCACCGUGGUUUUGGAAUUUGCUCCAUCAAAUCAUCACCGUCACCGAAUGCAAAAAUAAAAUCUGUCUUUGAUAUUGAACUUUAUCGCCAUUUCCUGUACUAAUCAACGUAUGGUUUGUGGAAAAUGUGGGAAUUGUAUUUUGGAUUGAAAUGGGGGGGGGACAAAAGGAACAAGCUGCUUCUAAUUUAUAUGAAAAUGUUUACUUGAAAUAAAUGACUUCCCAAGUUUAAUAAAUAAUUCUGAAGUGUCAAACAGCAUUGCGUCUUGUCUUGACGCCUUGAUAUCACAAAUGUGAGUACAGAUAUUUUUUUGAAAUAUUACUUCGGUAUUGAGUGAAAGUCAAGUAUCUGAUAUUACAUGUACUAAUAAUCAAAAGUAAUUUAAAGGAAACAAGUGUAGUUAAGUAUUGAAAGUACAAGUUAAAGUAAAUGACGCAUACAUUCACACAGUAUCUAUAUGCUGCAUACAAUGA
This is a messenger RNA of Acanthopagrus latus (yellowfin seabream), 1432 nucleotides long. It is a transcript of the gene saysd1, whose product is annotated as SAYSVFN motif domain containing 1. The record is from RefSeq and is a predicted model, not a curated record. Lineage: Eukaryota; Metazoa; Chordata; Actinopteri; Spariformes; Sparidae. The transcript has 2 exons. Bases 247 to 795 code for a protein of 182 amino acids.